Bemisia tabaci is the source of this 4420-nucleotide messenger RNA. Its product is annotated as neprilysin-11. Gene Ontology annotation, molecular function: metalloendopeptidase activity. Gene Ontology annotation, cellular component: plasma membrane. NCBI's taxonomy places the organism in Eukaryota, Metazoa, Arthropoda, Insecta, Hemiptera, Aleyrodidae. The record is from RefSeq and is a predicted model, not a curated record. Gene Ontology annotation, biological process: protein processing.
GGUGCCGCAAUGCUCCUAUUCUGGGCGAGGGAGGGGGGCCGUUGCCCCAGAUAUUUUUUGAUAAGGCCUUCUUUCCUGUUUCCUUUGCCCAGGAUCGCGAAAUAAUUAGUUCAUGCUCCUCCGCCGCGUCGCGCCAUCCUUUAUGUUGGUUUUUCUUUCAUUUUCCGUUUUAGUGUGCAGGUGAAAAAGAUUCCUCAACAUGAUUCUACUCAGAUAUGGCUGCUUGCUGGCUUUGCUGAUAAAUGUUGGAUGCGUGCCGCUUUUCAACUUGAACACGUGGGAACGUGAAUUGGAUGUCAACGUAUGCACAACGAGUCAAUGUCAGCAGUCGGCUGCGCUGUUGGUGAGGAGUUUGAACCAGUCUGCAGACCCUUGCGAAGACUUCUAUCAGUUUGCAUGUGGCGGUUGGGUGGCCAGUCAUGAAGUCCCCAAAACGAGGUCCCAUUGGAAUCAGUUCAACGUUGUUGACGAUAAGCUCAAUUCUCAGCUCAAAAAAAUUUUAGAAACAGAUGAUCCAAUGGAUCCUGAGCCUGUUAGAUCAGCCCAUCGGAUGUACGAAGCCUGCAUGGAUACAGAAAGGAUUGAAGCUACAGGACUGAACCCGCUGAUCAAACUAUUGGACGAGUUUGGUGGAUGGCCAAUGGCCAUGACGGACUGGGACCCUACGGAUUUUGAUUGGCUCAAAAUCACCCUGGAAUCAAUCAGACGAUGGUCAACUAUGUCGCUCUUCUAUUUCUACGUCUACGUGGAUAGGAAAAAUUCAAAUCAAAGCGUUAUCACGGUUGAUCAAGCCUCAGUAGUCCUACCCCGCUCAAUGCUCGUUGAGCCUGCACUCUACCGGACUCAAAUUGAAGCUUAUAAGCAAUGGAUUGCUGCCAACGCACUUUUAAUGAGCAGGCACACGAAACAAAACGUAUCGGUAGAGAGCGCUGUGAUCGCCGCGGACGAGGUGGUGGCGCUGGAGAUGGAGCUGGCGGCACUGACAACGCCGAGCGAGAUGCGACGGAACGCAUUCCGGAUGUACCAGCCAAUGACACUGCGGACCCUGCAGAUGUGGACGGACACGGCUUCGGACACCUUCCGGGUGGACUGGGCCCGGGUGGUAGCCCACCUCUUCGCCGAGACUGGGCUCACCUUCGACCUCGGCGAGCGGCUCAUCGUCCGCGAAAUGGACUUCCUCUUCCACCUGUUCAAGCUCCUCGAGCGCACGCCCACCCGUGUCCUCGCCAACUACCUCCACUGGCGACUCGUCAAGACCGUCAGCAGGGACCUCAACUCAGAGGUGUCGAACCUGGCGUUCGAGUUCGAGCGUGUGUUCACGGGCGCAGAGCUGGACGUGCCACGGUGGCAGGACUGCGUGGAGACGGUGACGUCAUUGAUGGGGUUCGCCGUGGGCUACAAGUACGUCAAACUCCACUUCGACAACGAGGCUAAGCGGACCGCUCUCCAGAUGGUGGGCAUCAUGGAGGCGGCCUUCCUCUCGCAGGUCGACGCUCUGACCUGGAUGGACGAGGAGACGCGCACGGCCACCCGUGAAAAACUCCUCGCCACUACUUACUUCAUUGGCUACCCCCAUUGGUACCACAACGAGUCGGCCCUCGUCGCCUUCUAUCAGGAGGUGGAGGUGAGCCGGAACCACCUGGAGAACGUGGAGUUGCUGAAGACGGUGCAGUUCCGGCAGAUGGUGCGGAACCUCCGGCGGCCGAUCGACCGUCUCGAGUGGCUCACGAGCCCGGCCAUCGUGAACGCCUACAACAACCUCCAGAUGAACUCGGUCAUCUUCCCGGCCGGGAUCCUCCAGCCGCCCUUCUUCCAGAUGGACCGCACCCAGGCCCUUAACUACGGAAGCAUCGGCGUUGUCAUCGGACAUGAGAUCAUGCACGGCUUCGACGAUAUGGGUCGGUUGAACGACAAGUAUGGGAACUUAGCCCAAUGGUGGUCAGAAGCGACGAUCCAGACGUAUUUGCAGAAGGCACAGUGCUUCGUGGAUCAGUACAACAGCUACCGGGUGCCCGAACUGGACGAUGUGCUUCACACAAAGGCGACGAUGAACGGCGUGACGACACAGGGUGAGAACAUCGCGGACAACGGGGGCCUCAGGCAAGCCUUCCUCGCGUACAAAGCCUACGUCAGCAUCCACGGGCAGGAACCCCGGCUGCCCGGACUCGAGCAGUAUUCACCCGAGCAGCUCUUUUUCAUCGCUUUCGCUACCACGUGGUGCGAGAGCAACACAAAAGAAUCCUUACUUCAAGAGAUCCUGAGUGAUCCUCACAGUCCGCACAGGUUGCGAGUGAUCGGAACUCUGUCAAAUUCUGAGGAGUUUGCCAAAGUCUUUAGUUGCCCUGCGAACUCACCGAUGAACCCGACUAAAAAGUGCUCAAUAAUGUGAAGUACCUUUGUUUACUGUUAUACACAGUGUGUAAAUAGUUAUACUAGUAGUGCACAUUAGUGUGCCUACGAAUUUAGACUGCAAAAACAUUGAAGGGUCGAUACGGUUGUACGAAUAUAAUUAUUGGCAUGAAGAUAUGAGACAAAAUUAAAUUUUGAGAGUGAGUCUCAGCUGGACAAUAUAUCAUGAAAAUUUGCCAGUAUUUAUUACCGUUUGAUUGAAAUACGUUCUCAAUCUCUAAAUCUCAUCCGCUGCGAUUAAUUUUUACAAGAUACCGGCCAAAUUUUAUUUUGUUUUAAUAAUAGGUGAUAUUUUUAGAAUUGUUUGACCAAAAUGUAACUAGAUUUUGUUCAACUUUAUCAGAGUUCAAUGAAAAUUAUACAUAAAUGACCAGAGUUAGACGAAUAUGAAAUCAAAUUCUAGAAUAGGCACAUCUGAAAAAGUGAUGAAAAGGUAGAAUGAGCCAGAGUCGAAUGGUCGAUCAUAUUCCAAAUGCCAUUCUGCCAAAUUAUGUAGUUUCAAAAAUGUUACAAGUAAGUGUAUCCGUUCAAAACUGAAGUUUUAGCCGAUUCCUUCUUUAUAGUGACAAAGCAUUGCUUAAAAAUCCAUAAGACGAGGUGUCCUUUCAUGUGGUGUUUUCAGCUCAGGAACACUCAAUUACUAAAAUUAGCAAGUCAUUCGUUCCGAUUGCAGUUCAAAAUUUCUGAUAUGAUCAUGCCAAAAAAUACCGUAUUCGUCGCUGCUGCAUAAAAAACUGCUAAAGUUCAGGGUCUCAAGAUAGAAUAUUAUUUUAUGUCAGCAGCACAAUUUGUCCUCCAUUUUAAUGUACGUAAAAAAAUCGACUCUAAGUUUGGCAGACUGCCCCGCCGAAUCGACCGCAUUGAUAUUCAUAAUAAAUUUAAAAUGAAGAAAACGUGAUGUUAUACGCUUGCAAAUAUUGCCACUAAGCCGCUUAUGCCAUGAGUUACGCAUCUUUUCCACUAAUUUGAGCGCAUUCUACUCGUCCUGUCUUAAUGGCAGUUUGAAGUAUUACGUAACACUCUUUAUCAGAUUUUUACCCCCUCCCUCUUUGUAACGCACCCGUAAUGGCACCCGUAACGCAGCCGUACGCUCCUCCCUUUUGAAAUAUGUGACGCUGGCCUGAACCGCCCCCCCUUCGAAAAGAUUCAGUCAGUGAGUGCGAGAUGUUCAAUUUUUCGCACUUUUUUCAACCCCCCUCCCCCCUCUGCUCGGAUUUGUUACGUAACGCGGGGCUUGACUCCCUCCCACUUAUAACGCACCGUAACGCUGGCUCAACCCCCUUCUCCUCAAGGUGCGUAACGUAAUACCUGAACAGCCCCUUAAACUAAUACGAGUAAGGAGCGCGCUCCUAUCAAGACCUUGAUAACCACCAUUACAUUAAAUUGGGGAGUUAGGACACCUUUAGAUGGUCACCGAUCUCAAUUGGCGGGGGCAAGUGCGAAUUAUUUUGUUGAGCUAGUGAAGAGGAGGGAAUUGUGUAUUAGCUGAGCGAACCAUGAGUUGAGAAAAUUCGAGUCACAUCGCGAAGAGAUUACUGUGAACUCGCCGCUUUUGGCAAUUUCGCAAACUUUCGUGAGACCCAAGUGAAUAGAAUCUUGUGAUGUUCCCAUGAACUUUGAGGUAAUCGAUUUAUUUUCCUUUUCUCUGCCCCAAGACUUCGUCUCAGAGUACUCGUAUGUGCCUACAACUGUAAUGCAGAUGAAACUGAUAAGCGAUCAAAUAAAUGUUUAUGUCGGUUGAAUUAAGCACGAAUCGUUUUAAAACGGAAGAAGCAGUGUUUGAUUUUGAUCGAACUAAUAAGGCUAAAAUUUUUACGAUGGAUGGAAAAGGCAGUGACGAUUCUAAAUUAUAAGUCACGAUGGAUUUUAUCGCAAUUCAUUCACCUGCAGAAGCAGUAUUCACGUUAUUUGUAAAUAUUUUCAAAAUUGUUUAGCUUUUUUAACCUGCUGUGAUAUAAAGUUAAGGACACUCAGAGCAGUGAUAAUUUAUAAUCUUAGGAUAUUGGACGGU